Molecule: messenger RNA, 294 nt
Organism: Necator americanus (New World hookworm)
Lineage: Eukaryota; Metazoa; Nematoda; Chromadorea; Rhabditida; Ancylostomatidae
Exons: 3
Coding region: 1-294 (97 amino acids)
Source: RefSeq, a predicted model, not a curated record
AUGUUUGCCCGACUUCCUUCGCUCAGCUUUGAAAUUGAAGCCGAGCCCACUGACGUUGCGGGUCGGAUAUUGAAGGACAAAGUGGACACGACUCCAUUCUACAAAGAGUAUCUGAUUAAGCCGUUCAUUCCCCUAGAACAGCACCACCUAAUAUCAGCUGAGCAUUCUAUCGCCGCUUGCCAAAUACGAGGAGUCCUGCCAUUAUUGCAAUGCGAUUUGUUCCGUCAUCUGAAUAAUCAAGAGGAUUUUCGUCAAGACAACAUAUCGUCAGCAAAAGAGCAAAUAACAAGUUGA